AAGGAGAAAAGGGCAAGAGGGCAAAAAGGCAAAAGGGCAAAAUGCUAAGAGAAGACUAAAUGGGGGUGUCUCCACUAAAAGGAAUCCAUUAGAAGUUCAAGAAGGUCAAGAAGAAGCAGGAGGUGGGAAUAUCCGGGGCCGACUUCACAAAACAUUACUCUUCGGAAUUAGAAAAUAAAAAUUAUGAUCCCUCGUCGUCAGCACCUUUUUACGAAGGCAUCAAGAGGCAGCUGCAGGAGUAAGGUCAACAAUCACUUUUCAUUUUUUUUUCUUCAUUUUUUCAUUCAUUCUUUUUUGUUUUUUUGUCUUUUUUUUUUUUUUUCUUCUUUCUUUCUCACUUCGUUUCUCCAACACGAACAGGCGAACCAGGAUGGGAUCAAUGGAGGAUUUUACCGCCUGGGCCAAUACAGUAAAUCUAAUCAAUGCAGAGUACGGAGCACAAGUAUAUCACUGUGGCUGCGGAUAACUCUGAAUAAAUAAGAAUAGACGGACAGACGGACAUCAGACAGGCAGACAGACAAUCCUCAUGUCUUCUCUAGUCA
Molecule: messenger RNA, 542 nt
Organism: Aspergillus uvarum CBS 121591
Lineage: Eukaryota; Fungi; Ascomycota; Eurotiomycetes; Eurotiales; Aspergillaceae
Exons: 1
Coding region: 184-480 (98 amino acids)
Source: RefSeq, a predicted model, not a curated record